Molecule: messenger RNA, 2775 nt
Organism: Exophiala bonariae
Lineage: Eukaryota; Fungi; Ascomycota; Eurotiomycetes; Chaetothyriales; Herpotrichiellaceae
Exons: 3
Coding region: 1-2775 (924 amino acids)
Molecular function (GO): protein binding
Source: RefSeq, a predicted model, not a curated record
AUGAGUCCUCCGCCAAGCUCUAAUGAGCCGCGCCUGGUGGAUGCUCAGCAAGGCCGCCUGGACCCCAUAUCAAGGCAAAUCUUAGAACGUACGCAAUCGCAAAACAGGCUUCCUUCGCUUUCACAAGGCGGUGUGUCCACCAAAUCGACAUAUGCGGAAUCCGGUCCAUCCGAAGACCUCUCGGGGAGGAAUAGCUCCGAUCCGGGUCUUCUUAGACGAGUCGAUAGCACUGCUAGCAGUAAAUUGGGCAAGGAUAAAAAAAAGGGAGUCUCCUUCUUGAGCCGCAUCAUGGGCUCCAAGAAGAGGGAUUCCUUCGAACUUCGAGACAAUGAAUCCGAAAUCUCAGAGAACCGUUCGGGGGGUGUCGAGGCUGAAGUCUUCUCCCAGCCCGUUGGUUUCAUCCCGAAAUUCCCGGCUCCCCCACGCUACAUCAAGGUCAAAGCCCAGUACCGGAAACAGAAAGACUUCGACAGACUGUUUCUCGCCCAGAUCGCCUUGGAUCUGAGAAAGACCAAGAGUCGGAAGUCAUCGAUCGACUCUAGAAUUCACAGCAUUACCGAUGCUCCCUCCGCCACUCCAAUCCCACCACCCACCUCGUCCAACAACGCAAUAUGGGCCAUGGAAUUUUCCAAGGAUGGAAGGUAUCUUGCCGCCGCUGGACAGGACAGGAAAUUGAGGGUCUGGGAGGUCUUGGCAACCGUAGAAGACCGCGACGUGGAAGACAAGUUGUCUGAAACCGACAAGGAGGGUGAAAGUGUCAAGCUUAACGCUCCCGUCUUCAAAACCAAACUCUUCAGAGAGUAUGAUGGUCAUACGGCAAGUAUACUUGACCUCAGUUGGAGUAAGAACAACUUUUUGUUAUCAUCAUCCAUGGAUAAAACAGUCAGGCUUCACCAUGUCAGCCGCGCUGAGUGCCUAUGUGCAUUUAAGCACGUCGACUUUGUGACUUCGAUCCAAUUUCACCCUCGCGAUGAUCGGUUCUUUCUAGCUGGCUCCCUCGAUUCGAAAUUGCGACUCUGGAGUAUUCCUGACAAGUCUGUCGCCUACUGGGCCCAAGUUCCUGAUAUGGUGACCGCGGUGGCUUUCACCCCGGAUGGAAAAACGGCGAUAGCGGGAUGCUUGAGUGGCUUAUGCAUAUUAUAUGAUACGGAGGGUCUGAAGGCUCACUCACAGAUUCAUGUGCGAUCAGCUCGAGGGAGGAAUGCGAAAGGCAGCAAAAUUACAGGCAUCGACACCAUCGCCCUGCCACGUGAGAAUGGUCAAACGGAUGUCAAGAUCCUGAUCACCAGUAAUGACUCCCGGGUACGGAUGUAUAACCUGAAGGACAGGACCUUGGAAGUGAAGUUCCGAGGGAACGAGAACUCUUGCAGUCAAAUACAUGCAUCAUUUAGCGAUGAUGGAAAGUACGUGAUCUGUGGAAGCGAAGAUCGAAAGGUGUAUAUAUGGCCGACUUCAGUAUAUGAGCGGCCAGAGAAUGAUAAGAGACCGAUAGAAGUGUUCGAGGCUCAUUCAGCAAUUGUGACAACGGCCAUACUCGCUCCUGAAAAGACCAGGCGAUUACUAGCGCAGUCAGGGGAUCCUCUGUACGACUUGUGCAAUCCACCACCUGUGACAUUGGUCAGUCGAGCGGACUCUGUCAUCUCUUCCAAAGCGCCAACCAACACCAGCAAUCACUCAGAGGAUAAGCAGGCUGAUGUGAGAGUUCGCCAUUCAGAAUCUCCCCGACGCGCUCCAGAGACUCCUGCAUACCUGGCCCGGAAUGCGCAUGCAGGAGGCCAGCUCAUUGUGACUGCCGAUUACACUGGCCAGAUCAAGGUUUUCCGGCAAGAUUGUGCAUUCCAAAAGCGACGGCAUGAAUCUUGGGACGCGAAUUCCACCUUCUCCAAAAAGAUGUUGGGAAGGACAGGGUCGGUCGCUACGAGAACUUCAGCCACGUCUUCAUCACAACCAAAUUCUUUUGUCAUGGGAUCGAAGAAUCACUCCACGGACCGAAUCCUGAACUGGCGCAACUCUGUCCAAGGCACGGGUAGCACCACGACGACAGCCUCUGGAAGCAUGCUGGAGAUUCGCGGAGCUAUUAAUAACGGCCGUUCCCGUAGUGCUUCACCAAGAAAGUUACUUUCUAAUCGUCUAUCAAUACGCCGGAGCUCGCCCCCAAACAGGGACAGCUUGCUGUCACCGACAUCUCCUGAAUACCACUCGCCUCUAAACCAGAUGCAAAAUGGACCGUCCAUAUCAGUUUCGUCACCACUGGGCGAAUCUCCAGGAAGUUUCUACUCAACCAAAUCCCCUGAAAAUGCUCACCCACCACUGGUUGCUGAGCCAUCACGUCUACAUCAACCAACCUCAGCAGAUCUGCCCCACAACGAUCCUCUUCUCCUUAUGGGCAGCCAUUCCUACAUGGCAUGGGACAUGACCAAGACCGUUAUUCCUAUGGCGAACCGCACCCCACGAACACCAGGUCUUCUUGGGCCUGAGGGGAACCCACUCUCCCGCGCCGCAAGCUACGUCUCUCAACUAUCCAGUGAAUUUACGGGCUCGGAACGAGACCCAAAUUCCGCGAACGCGAGUGUCCACGGUGGCGUGGAAGGCGAUGACGAAGCCAACGCGAUGGCCACAAGGAGACGGAAAUCAUCGACCCGAGGACGCAGGAAAAGCAGCGUCGGCAGUGAAAGCGAUUUGAAGUGUCGCAAUUGUGGAAAUCGGACGUUCAAGGCUGCUGUUGUUGAGAAGCGACAGGUCUUUCGGUGUAAGAAGUGCGGCGCCGAGACGUGA